AUUCGAUGAGUGUUUCGUAGCGGUCGAAUCAAGGUGUGAGCUCACGGUGCGUGCAUCCCCGUGACACAAUUGCUCAAAACGUAAAAUGGAAAAGAGCAAAAAUUAGAUUGAAUCGACCUAGGAAAUUUUACAGCCUAGAAAGCUCUUAUCAUUCACUUAUCGACAAAUUCUGUGUUUGCAACAACCACCCAUUUCCCAAAAGAUUAGCUCUUGUUCUAUCUACUCGAGAGAAGAGUGUUCUGUGGAGAAAAAUAAACAAGAAGAAGAAAUGCCCACCUUGAAUCUGUUCACCAAUAUUCCAGUAGAUACUGUGAUUGCCUCUGACAUUCUCAGGGAUGCCACUAAAGCUGUUUCUAAGAUCAUUGGCAAGCCUGAAUCUUAUGUGAUGAUUUUGCUGAAUGGAGGAGUGCCAAUUGCAUUUGCGGGGACUGAGGAGCCGGCUGCAUAUGGAGAAUUGAUCUCCAUUGGUGGCCUUGGACCAAGUGUUAGUGGAAAAUUGAGUUCAACCAUUGCAGAUAUUCUUCAAACCAAGCUUUCUAUCGAUAGUUCUCGAUUUUAUAUCAAAUUUUAUGAUGUUCAGCGCUCGUUCUUCGGGUUUAACGGCUCAACAUUUUGAUUGCCAUUGAAUUUUAAAUUAAUGGAUGUUUGAUAGAUGUUGAGAGUUGAAAUCAUGUGCCUACGUUGGCUAAAGGAUUAUUCAUGUCCUCAGUUUGUAAUCUUUCUUUCUUUCUUUCUUUCUUUUUUUUUUUUAUUUUUAUUUUUUUUUUAUUUUUAUUUUUUUUUCUGAAAAAAAAGAAGACGAAUUUCAUGGAUUUGAUUGUAGCAUUAAUAAGAAUUCACUUGUUGUUAGUAUUGCA
Messenger RNA from Cornus florida, 857 nucleotides. RefSeq lists its product as uncharacterized. Gene Ontology annotation, molecular function: phenylpyruvate tautomerase activity. The coding region runs from base 269 to 616 and encodes 115 amino acids. NCBI's taxonomy places the organism in Eukaryota, Viridiplantae, Streptophyta, Magnoliopsida, Cornales, Cornaceae. The record is from RefSeq and is a predicted model, not a curated record. The transcript has 3 exons.